Messenger RNA from Oryza sativa Japonica Group (Japanese rice), 1191 nucleotides. RefSeq lists its product as uncharacterized. The record is from RefSeq and is a predicted model, not a curated record. Gene Ontology annotation, cellular component: mitochondrion. Lineage: Eukaryota; Viridiplantae; Streptophyta; Magnoliopsida; Poales; Poaceae. Gene Ontology annotation, molecular function: ribosomal large subunit binding. Gene Ontology annotation, biological process: translation.
UGUCAAGUCUGCGACCGAGUUCUAAAAAAAAAAAAAAACUGCGAGACCGCAAAGGAAGAACAAAACCCAUCAAAACCCUCGUUCGCCGCCGCCGCCGCCGCUCGCCGGCGAAGAACCCCUGAACCCUCCGGUAAGCCCUGGUAGUUAGAAACCGAGUACCUAAUCUCAUGGCGCUCUUCCUGCGCCGAGGCGCGGCCCUUGCUGCCCGCUCCAUCCGCGCAGCCGCCGCAUCCUCCGCUUCCACCUCCGUCCACCGCCUACCGUCCGUCGGAUCCCUCGCCGGCGCGAGGGAGUUGGCCCCCACGAAGCUGUUCCUCCUGGAGGCCCGGAGAGGCUUCGCGAAGGGGAAGAAAUCGAAGGAUGAUGGUCGAGGCGAUACAGUUCAGGAUGCUCCUGACAUUGGACCGACUGUCAAAUCUGCUGCAACUCAGCAGAUGGAGGCAGCCGUUGUUGCAUUGUCACGGGAGCUUAGUAAAUUGCGAACGGGAAGAGCUUCUCCUGGUAUGCUUGAUCACAUCAUGGUGGAGACUACAGGUGUUAAGGUUGCGUUGAAUCGCUUGGCCGUUGUUUCUGUCCUUGAUGCACAUACCCUAUCAGUGAUGCCUUAUGAUCCGAGUUCAAUGAAGUCUAUUGAGCAUGCGAUCAUCUCAUCUCCAUUGGGCAUCAAUCCAACACCUGAUGGCAACAGGAUCAUAGCAAACAUCCCACCGUUGACAAAGGAGAAUAUACAGGCACUGUGUAAGGUUGUCACUAAAUCUGCCGAGGAUUUCAAACAAAGUAUUAGACGAGCGCGCCAAAAGGCACUUGAUACGAUAAAGAAAUCUGCGUCUGGUAUGCCGAAGGAUGAUGUAAAACGACUUGAGAAGGAGGUUGAAGAAUUGACCAAGAAGUUCAUAAAGUCAGCAGAUGAUAUGUGCAAGGCUAAGGAGAAGGAAAUCUCUGGAAACUGAGGACGUUAAUCUGGCAGAAGUUUUUUCUUUUACUUACACAACUUUGAUGCCAACGAGUUCACGGGUUGCAAUUCUGCAGCAGCCGGGAAGAUAUAUCUUUUUUGUUUGUGCCCGUUCUAACUAUGAUGUUAGAAAUUCGAAACAGUGUGAUACCAAGGGCGGCCUGCCCAGCUUGUGACAAAACAUUGAUUCGGUUGCAAGGCACUCAUGAAUUCACGAAUCGAGAAUGAGUUUACCCUAA